CCUCGCUCUCUGUUGGCGACGUAGCGAGGGGGUAUUCUGUUUGCUCAGAGCGCCCAGGGGGGCGCCGGGGCCUCGGAGACCAGAGUGGGGACCGCCGCGGCGGGGCGGGCGGGGGGCAGCGGGCGAGCCGGCGGCGCGCGAAGGGCUCGGCUGCGGCACGAUGCGGUCCCCGCGGGCGCUCGCGCUCUCGGCGUGCGUCCUGCUCGGCUGGGCGCUGCUGGCCGGCGCUGCGGGUGGCGGGGGCGGGCGCGGGCGCGGGCGGCGGGCGCCGGGAGAGAGAGGCGCUGCCGCCCCAGGAGAUCGAGGUGCUGGUGCUGUUGCCCCGGGACGACUCCUACCUGUUCUCCCUGGCCCGGGUGCGGCCGGCCAUCGAGUACGCGCUGCGCAGCGUGGAGGGCAACGGCUCCGGGCUGCGGCUCCUGCCGGCCGGCACUCGCUUCCAGGUGGCCUACGAAGACUCUGACUGCGGCAACCGCGCGCUCUUCAGCCUGGUGGACCGCGUGGCGGCGGCGCGGGGCGCCCGACCCGACCUCAUCCUGGGGCCCGUGUGCGAGUACGCGGCGGCGCCGGUGGCCCGCCUGGCCUCGCACUGGGACGUGCCCAUGCUGUCGGCCGGCGCGCUGGCCGCGGGCUUCCAGCACAAGGACACGGAGUACUCGCACCUCACGCGCGUGGCGCCCGCUUACGCCAAGAUGGGCGAGAUGAUGCUCGCCCUGUUCCGCCACCACCAGUGGAGCCGCGCCCUGCUGGUCUACAGCGACGACAAGCUGCAGCGGAACUGCUACUUCACCGUCGAGGGGGUCCACGAGGUCUUCCAGGAGGAGGGCUUGCACACAUCCGCCUACAGCUUCGACGAGACCAAAGGCUUGGACCUGGACGACGUCGUGCGCUACAUCCAGGCCAGCGAGCGAGUGGUGAUCAUGUGUGCGAGCAGCGACACGGUCCGGGGCAUCAUGCUGGCGGCGCACAGGCACGGGAUGACCAGCGGAGACUACGCUUUCUUCAACAUCGAGCUCUUCAACAGCUCCUCCUACGGAGAUGGCUCGUGGAAGAGAGGAGACAAACACGACUUUGAAGCUAAGCAAGCGUACUCAUCCCUCCAAACAAUCACUCUACUGAGGACAGUGAAACCUGAGUUUGAGAAGUUUUCCAUGGAGGUGAAAAGUUCUGUUGAGAAACAAGGACUCAAUGAGGAGGAUUACGUUAACAUGUUUGUUGAAGGAUUUCAUGACGCCAUUCUUCUCUAUGCCCUGGCUUUACAUGAAGUACUCAGAGCUGGCUACAGCAAGAAGGAUGGAGGGAAAAUUAUCCAGCAGACCUGGAACAGAACAUUUGAAGGGAUUGCUGGCCAGGUGUCCAUAGAUGCCAAUGGAGACCGAUAUGGGGAUUUCUCUGUGAUCGCCAUGACCGACAUGGAAGCGGGCACCCAGGAGGUGAUUGGUGAUUACUUUGGAAAAGAAGGUCGUUUUGAAAUGCGGCCCAACGUCAAAUAUCCUUGGGGACCUUUAAAACUGAGAAUAGAUGAAACCAGAAUUGUGGAGCACACAAACAGCUCUCCUUGCAAAUCAUCAGGUGGCCUAGAAGAGUCAGCGGUGACAGGAAUUGUCGUGGGGGCUUUACUUGGAGCUGGAUUGCUAAUGGCGUUCUACUUUUUCAGGAAGAAAUACAGAAUAACCAUUGAGAGGCGAAACCAGCAAGAAGAAAGUAACAUUGGAAAACAUCGGGAGUUACGGGAAGAUUCCAUCAGAUCCCAUUUUUCGGUGGCUUAAAAGGAAAUCUUUUCUUUCACUCUGAGAUCUUUAAGGAGAUAGACGGGAUGAAAGAAAUCAAUGAAAACAGAAGGGGCGCUCUUGAACUCAUUCUUUCAAGCAAUCAUUUCAUUGUAAAAUUUCUUUAGAAGCUCAGGAACCAUUAUUAAUCAUCAUAUGCCUCUCAGCCUUUCAUCUCAUGACAAAUAUAAGAAUACAAAGUCACUCUGUUAAUGUUCUUGCUGUUUUGAGAGCAUAUGAUUAGAUAUGUGUUUGAAAAUCUGAUGUCUCCAUAUAUCUUGAUGGCCUUUGGGGGCAUUUCACACAAGGCUAUAAAAUGUGGUUUUCUUAAAUGAAAUGUUUUAUAGCUAGAAUAAAAUAAUUUUUACAAGUAGAAUAUUCUUGGAAAGAAUUUAACACCUAAGAAUAGGAAAAUGUAAUGAAAAACCUCAAGGUUGGAGAUGUAGCUUUCCUCUCUCCAGGCCUGGGGCAGACUUGAGGUUGAGAACUGUUCUGUCCAUUAUAUGCCUACAUUCAGGUCCUGACUUCAUCAUCUUGACAAAGAAUUUCCUCCCUGUCUCCUUUAGUGUCUCAUAAGAGCUACUCUGGAAAGCUAUAACUAUCGAGAUAAGAGGAUUUGUACAAGAGAAGCAAAUAUAAAUGUUUUGUUUUUUAAUGUAAAAAGUGCCAUAUUUCACACUAACAUUUUAUUUUUUAAGUAUUUUAAUCUUAUAUUUUGCUAUUAGAAAAUGUGUCUAUUUUUUCAUUUUGAAGAUUAAAUUUCACUUAUAUUUUAAAAGCAUGGGUAAAGUGUACAACAAGCCAACAGUGAUGAAAGAUACUUUUCUUUUUCUCCCUGCUCCCCUCCCCUUUGACCAGAACCAAAUGCCAAUUGCUGCUGAAACACAGAGAUCUAGAAUUGUAUUCAGAUUACAGAUUCUACAGACUCUACAUUUGACCAAAUGAUAAAUUUUAAGAUCAAGAGCGAAAUUUAUUAGAAUUUAUAGGAGGGUGUCCUAAAGGGAGGCAGCCCUUUUUCCUCAAGAACAACUUUAUAGAGUUAGAACUUGACAAUGAGGACAAAAGUGACAAAUUAAAAAAAUGCUUACACAACAUUUUAUCAAAAUUGACAAUACACCCCACAGAGCUUUGUCGUCAUCCACUAGUCGCUGGCAUAACGGUGGGUUGGGAUUGGAUGUAAGGAAUUUGGCCAAAGUUGAAGAAGUGCUGAAUACUUUGUACCUAGUACUCUGCGCAUAGGUUUAAACUCAGGUUGCCUUUGGAAUUAUGAUUUGUGGAGGAAACAGUGAGGGAAGAAUGGGAAGCUGCUGGACUUCUGUGGGUCUUUCCUCAAUAACAUUUUAAAUAUCUAGAAAACAGUGUUAUAAACUAUCUUAAAAGAGCAUGUGUAAGGAGGAAAAUAGGGGAGUCUGCGCAAGUCCUUGGUAGUGAUAGGGGUCACGGGUCACCCCUAAUGGUGGUGUAGAGUGGUAAGUGAAAGCUGCACAUCUGGGAAGUUGGCCUGAGCUUGCUUUGCUGGAGGAGUCUGCCUUUGUCACUCCUACUUCAACCAGCCAAAGUGAACAGAUUAUUUGUGUGUGAGGCACGUUUCCACUCUACUAUUAAAAAAACAGAAUGCAGGCAGCAGGAGAGCAUGAUAAAAUUAAUUAUGAUGGCCUGAAACAACUCGAUUGUAGUUCUCCAGUUCAAUGCAAAGAAUAAAGUGCUGAAUUAAAAAAAAAAAAUGAUGCUAGAAGAAGAGGGUAAGAAAGACAAGCUCUAGAAAUUCUAAUGUAGGCAGUUUGGGAAAUAAAAUCUAGGAAAGCAAAGCAAAGCCCAGGACUCCUCAGAGUGAAAACAGAAUAGGAGGAUUGUCCAUAUUAUUUACAUGGGUUGGAGAGCUUAUUGCUCUUAUAUAUUUUAGAGAUACUCAUUUUCUAUUAUCUUUGGUUUGUAAAAACAAAACCAAAAACCCUAUGUACUUAUUAUCAUGGGAAAAAUCACUCUAUGUGUUUGCAGUUUUUGGGUAUAAACAUUUUUGAUGUUUCCAGGAUUUAUAUAGGGGCCCAUUAGCUCUAACAUAUAUAGAGCAAAUAUAAUUUAUUUCUACUUCAGGAAGCGGAAUAGUCCUAAACUUAGUACUAUAAUCUCAGAUAAACUUAUAAAAAUAAGUGAGAAUUUAGUAUCUUAAAAAUGGCAGAACAAAUUAUGAUAUUUCUAUUAUGCAGAUUCUCUCCAAUCUUAAAGCAAAUCUAGGGUCCCUAAGAGCGAUUGUUUCUUACAUGUCUGUUAUCUAUUCUUUCUUCCUUGAAAGUGCCAUAUGAGUUACCAAAACUCCAUUAAGUUGGAAACAUUAGCUAAAAGUGUAGGUGUUUGGCCCAGGUUACCGGUGUUAAGACCGCUGGAGAGUAUAUCUUGGGAUUUAAGUUCUAACUGCUAAACAUGCCUUUGACAACUAGCCAUUCAUCCUCUGCCAGUAGCCACAUAGGAUACAGUAUCUAAAUAGGGCUUUAGUUCUCAAAUCAUUCUAUAAAAUUUUACCCUGAAAUCCAGGGUGUUCAGAUUUCAAGAGAUACUUUAUCAGUAUCCUCUCAUUUGGCCAAACAUUGAUAUAGGUUGAGAUGAGUAUAUACAUAUAUUCAUGGGGUAGGAAGAAGUGUAGGUUUUAUCGUCAUCAUUGUCACCUUCUUAGAUCUUUGGGAGGGCUUAGAAAUAAAAGCUUUAUCCAUAUACUCACUUCUACCAAGAAACUUUACUUUCUGUAAAGAGUGCCUGUCUUCCCCUAGACCACAGGAUCCAUGAGGAAGCCCUUGUAAACAUUACAUUUCUUGGAAGACCCAUCAACUUGUCCUUUUCUGGACCACAGACAUAGUUCCACAGGCUUUAAAAUAGUUCUUUAUGUUUCAGAAACUGCAUUUAAUGGGAUGAGGAGAGAAAUGUAUGGAAAGAGAAUGUCUCUCUUCUCUUUCUGAAAUUCAAAGACUUGAGCUUUGGAAUGUCCCUUCACUUUCCCUGUCACAUGAUUCUGGCAUCAUUAACUGAUUCAAGGCACAUGUGUCCCCUUUGCAUCGAAUGUACCACUUUCUUUCUGUCUGCUAUUGAUUUGGGGAGUAUGAGAUAUGCCAUUGACAGUGUAUCUGCUGCAUGGAUCCCGUACAGAGAGACAGGAAUUCAGAAAGUCGGUUCCAGUGGCAUCACGAGCCUCUUGUGAGUCUCUUUGUGGAAUUCUCUUUGGGAGGCCAAGUAGAAUAAUGCUGGUGGGAACCAAAAAAAGUGUCUAUUAACUGAAAGGAACACAUGCCUAUGUUUCUUAGGACACAGCCUCAGGUCCUGAGUGGAUGCAAUCAUAAAGCCAAAUGCCACCAAAAGCAGGCCUCAGGCCUGUGUGUCCUGGGUCCCGGUCCCAGUGAGUCAUGCCCCGUGGUUCAGUGCUUCACAGGGAGUCCAUACUGGACUGAACAACUUCAGUGAACAACAAGGAAGCUUUCCCCAAACAUCCUCAGUCCACUGAGGCUGCUAUAACAGCUACAUUUUAAGGAUAGCCCUUCAGUUUGGGUUGAUUGUUAGAACUACAGAAUAACUAGCAAUUAGUCCAUCUUCAGCAGCCAGGUGCAGCAAAGAGCCUGGGACAUAUCCAGUAAGAACAAUCAGAAGUUUGAGCCUCCAGAAGACACAGAAGAGUGUGGUCUUGAUACCAUCUUAACCACCCCCUCUCCCCACAGCAUGAUCUACCAGCAAGGCCCUAAGAUGCAUCAGCAUCUGCCCAUGGAGGUGGACACUGUGAGCAGGACCUCCAUCAUUCCUCAGUGGGAUGGAAGACAAAACAGUACUGUCUGUAAGAAUGUGGCUGGAUUUUCUUCAGACCCUUUGUGUUAACUUGACCAGAUUCGCUCUUGGGCAGUUUUAGCCUGUGUUGUGCAUUUGUAGCAGUGAGCCUGGCUUUUGUUUUCACUUUAUAGAUGUCACAAAUAUCUCUUGCAGGCAUGCCCCACAGCUAGACUCUAGGAUCAAAAUGACUUUCAAGAGGUGCUGGAUUGGGGUUUGUUCAAAUUUCUGAUUAACCACUAAUGUUCAUUCAUACCAAAGGCAAAGCAAUUCUAACCCAGCUGAUGCUGUUACUGUUCAUGUUUUAAGCUACUUCAAACAUAGUAGGAGAGUCUCAAUGGGAGCUGAGUCUUAGAAGUAAAAAUCCAUAUGUUAUAAUAGCUCUUUGAUGUAUCAGGUGUGGGAUGAUUCCUAGGGGAGCGAUUUGAGCAGGCAGAAUUAAGAGUUAGCAAACACGCUGCCUUGCUUUGAUUCACAUGUUUAAAGACUUAAGUUUCUAUGCACAGGGAAUAAAGGAUCUAUUCACCACGUGUAAAUCACAACAUAGGCCACCAAAUUGCUUUUUUUUUUUUUGGAUAGAGCAGAGAUGUCAUAUCACAUAAUUUAAUAAUUGGGCAAAGAAGGUUGGGAAAGAAGAAUAUUUGGAUUUUGAAAUAUCCAAUAACUAACCAAUGGAUUCUCUAGUGCUACGAUUUGGAAAUGUCCAAUGUGGUACUUUGAAGAGAGCAGUAAGUGUGCACCCACAGCCUGGAGAUGCUGUGAGUUUGCAGACUUAUUUCUGGGUCCUGGGAAAGGAAGCUUUGUUCCCUGUGUAUGGUAAAUAAUGGGAACCAAGAGGACAUGGUGUAGAUCUGUGGAAGAUGGAUUCUGCACCCCCUGUCUUCUGGGUCGUCUUAUUCUUUGUUUAUUUAAAUGCAGGACUACCGAACAAUACAAGCCUACCAUGAAUCUAGUAGAAAAGUAAAAGUAAAAGCUGCACAAGCUACAUACAGCUUAUUAUUCUGAUGUAAGUAGAACUAUCUGCAUAUAAUGUGAUUUAAUUUAUUAUUGUUUUGUGUAGAAAAUGAGAAUUAAUGACUGUGGAUAUAACCCCUGUUUUGUAUAAUAUAUUUUAUUUCUGGUGCAAACCGGUUAUUUAGAGUAUCUACUUCAUUUGGUGCAUUUGGUGUUUGGAUAUAGAUGUGUAUGUGUUCUUGUAAAUAUUUCUAUCAAGCAAGAAUACUACAUGCUCACAGUAUAACAAUGUGUUCUCAUUAAAAAAAUACAUCCCCAAUGAGACCUUUUCCUGUUUAUAAUUCAGCAAUCCUACACUGCCAUUUCCAUAUUCUCCAAGGAUUUUCUGUUCUUCUAGGAUGGGGUGAAGUAAAAGAGGAAUUGGUGGACGUGAUGGAUUGUACUGUUUGAAUGGUACUCACAAAAGUACUCGAGAACUUCUGUCUAGCAAAGGGAAAUUGGCAGAAAUGAGAAAAGAAUAUACUAUCAAAGUGAGGGUAAAUCUUGAAUUGGCAGAUGAGGGAAGAAACCUGCGUGAAUAAUGUCAUCCCGGGCUCCUGCAGCUUACUGGCCCCCUGUA
Messenger RNA from Talpa occidentalis (Iberian mole), 7146 nucleotides. It is a transcript of the gene NPR3, whose product is annotated as natriuretic peptide receptor 3. The transcript is spliced from 8 exons. Gene Ontology annotation, molecular function: peptide hormone binding; natriuretic peptide receptor activity. Lineage: Eukaryota; Metazoa; Chordata; Mammalia; Eulipotyphla; Talpidae. The record is from RefSeq and is a predicted model, not a curated record. Gene Ontology annotation, cellular component: membrane. Gene Ontology annotation, biological process: vasodilation; regulation of blood pressure. Bases 603 to 1769 code for a protein of 388 amino acids.